This is a messenger RNA of Colletotrichum graminicola M1.001, 1329 nucleotides long. Its product is annotated as chalcone and stilbene synthase domain-containing protein. The coding region runs from base 1 to 1329 and encodes 442 amino acids. The record is from RefSeq and is a predicted model, not a curated record. Gene Ontology annotation, biological process: polyketide biosynthetic process. Gene Ontology annotation, molecular function: acyltransferase activity, transferring groups other than amino-acyl groups. The transcript has 3 exons. NCBI's taxonomy places the organism in Eukaryota, Fungi, Ascomycota, Sordariomycetes, Glomerellales, Glomerellaceae.
AUGGCGGCUCCCAACACAUUUCAAGACCUCGGUCUGUCAAUCAUCGGCGUCGGCAGCCAGUACCCGCCAUACUCCUUGAAGACAGAUUCCAUAGAAUACCUGAGCAACAAGUUCUACCCCGACUCACCUUCUAUGAAAAAAGUGCUUGCCAUCAAUCGCUUCACCGGCAUUGACUAUCGGUCGUCCAUCGGCACCCAUGAACACCCCGUGGUAAAUAACAAGGAUGCGCCCUCCAUCGCCGAGCUGCACAAUGUUUUCAUGAGCGACGGCGUGCCGUUGGCGGUGGAAGCUUCGCGCAAGGCCAUCGAGGAGGCUCGCAUCGACCUGAGCGAAAUCACACACGUCGUGUCGACCACGUGCACCGACAGCGCCAACCCCGGCUUCGACCACUAUGUAGUCAAGGGCUUGGGCAUCACGCACCAGGUCGAGAAGGUGCUGCUUCACGGAGUCGGCUGCAGUGGGGGUCUGGCGACGCUGAGGACGGCGGCGAACCUGGCGUUGGGGCACAAAGCUCGCAACAAGCCGGCGAGGAUUCUCUGCGUCGCGCUCGAGGUGAGCACGACAAUGGUGCGCAGCGAGCUGGACAGCAUCGACCAGCUCCAAGAAACGAGGAUUGGCGUCGCUCUCUUCUCCGAUUGCGCCAGCGCCGUGGUGCUUAGCAAUGGUGUUGGCGAGCCGACAGAGUCCGUAUAUGACCUGCUGGGCUGGGAGCACAAGAUCCUUCCCGAUACAGAGCAGGAUCUAGGGUUCGAUGUCGACCCCGUUGGAUGGAAGGUGGUUCUCUCGCCAAAGGUCCCCAAGCUCGCAUCGGCCACCAUUCCGUCAACCUUUAAAGAGCUGCUCGCGUCCGUCCCUUCACUGCCACCGUCGUACAAAAACGCUGACGACUUUGACUGGGCGAUGCAUCCCGGAGGCGCCACAAUUCUAUCGGGGGCCGAGAAGGUAAUGGGCAUCUCGUCGUACCACAUGCGAGCGAGCUACGAUACUUACAUCAACCACGGAAACUCGAGCUCGGCAACAAUAUUCAGCGUUAUGGACCGGCUGCGGUCCAAAGACAUGGACGCCGUUGCGCCAGACGGCCGUGUCCGUGACUACGUGGUGGGGUGUGCGUUCGGACCGGGUAUAUCGGUGGAGAUGUGCAUGCUGAAGCGAAACAUGGGGGCACGCGGCGUCACCGGUCUGCAGACGCCCCCGGAGACGGAGAGCGAGGGAAGCACUAGCGAAGCUGGGGACGACGCCGGGGCGCAACUCGAUGGAAGGGUAUCUUCGGGCCGGCAAAUGGACGAGACGUUUGUUGCGGAGGCGAUGAAGGAUCUGGAUCUGGACUAG